Messenger RNA from Macadamia integrifolia, 3451 nucleotides. Its product is annotated as respiratory burst oxidase homolog protein C-like. Bases 55 to 2940 code for a protein of 961 amino acids. Gene Ontology annotation, cellular component: plasma membrane. The transcript is spliced from 10 exons. The record is from RefSeq and is a predicted model, not a curated record. NCBI's taxonomy places the organism in Eukaryota, Viridiplantae, Streptophyta, Magnoliopsida, Proteales, Proteaceae. Gene Ontology annotation, molecular function: peroxidase activity; NAD(P)H oxidase H2O2-forming activity; calcium ion binding.
GUGUGAGGUCUGGGAUCGAUCGAGUGGCAGAAUAUCAGAAUUAUCCCGGCCGGAAUGCAGAGGAUGGGUACAGAAGAUGGGAGAACAACUACUGUCGCACUAGGGGAUCAUCAGUCGGACACGGAGAGCGUGGGAAGCGAGAGGUCAGGCUAUAGUGGCCCACUCAGCGGACCUCUCAACAAAAGAGGCAGAAAAAGCGCCAGAUUCAACCUUUCUGACUCCAGCGGUGCUACCACAACCGGUGGUAGUUCCAGCAUGAAUUCUCAUCAUAAUCGUCAUGAUCCGGACGAAGCAUACGUGGAGAUCACCCUGGACGUGCGUGACGACUCGGUGGCGGUGCAUAGCGUGAAGGCUGCCGGAGGUGCGGAUAGUGAGGACCCUGAGCUCACACUGUUGGCCAAGACUCUGGAGAAGAGAUCCUCGUCCUUGGGUUCUUCGGUUAUCCGCAGCGCCUCCUGGAAAAUCAGGCAGGUGUCCCAAGAGCUGAAACGACUCGCCUCCCUCACCAGGCGACCCUCCACCAGGCGGUUCGACAGGAACAAGUCGGCUGCCGCUCACGCCUUGAAGGGGCUCAAGUUCAUCGCUAAGACAGAUGGCGCCGCUGGUUGGCUUGGGGUCGAGAAGCGCUUCCACGAUCUCACUGCUUCUACGAACGGCGUUCUCCCCCGUUCCCUCUUCGGAGAAUGUAUUGGGAUGAACAAGGAAUCGAAGGAGUUCGCCGGCGAGCUAUUCGACGCACUGGCUCGGAGGAGGAAUAUCACGGGAGAGUCGAUCAACAAGGCAGAAUUGAGGGAGUUUUGGGAUCAGAUUUCAGACCAAAGUUUCGACUGCAGGCUUCAGACUUUCUUCGACAUGGUGGACAAAGAUGCUGACGGCAGGAUCACGGAAGAGGAAGUCAGAGAGAUCAUAGCCCUCAGUGCUUCUGCAAACAAGCUUUCAAAUAUACAGAAACAUGCCGAGGAAUAUGCGGCCCUGAUCAUGGAAGAGCUCGACCCUGACCACGUCGGUUACAUAAUGAUUCACAAUCUGGAGACACUACUGUUGGAAGCUCCAAGUCGGUCGUCGAUGAGAGGAGGAGAGAGUAGAAACCUGAGCCAGAUGUUGAGCCAGAAGCUGAAGCCGACGGUGGAGAAAAACCCGGUGAAGAGGUGGUGGGAGAGGACCAAGUACUUUUUCAUGGACAACUGGCAGAGGAUAUGGGUGAUGGCAUUGUGGAUACUUGUGGUGUCUGGACUAUUCGCCUACAAGUUCGUGGAGUACCGGAGGAGAUCAGCGUACGAGGUGAUGGGCUACUGCGUUUGCGUGGCCAAAGGAGCUGCCGAGACACUCAAAUUCAACAUGGCCCUCGUACUCCUCCCCGUCUGCCGCAACACCAUCACCUGGCUUCGCAACAAGACUAAGCUGGGAGUCAUGGUCCCCUUCGACGACAACCUCAACUUCCACAAGAUCAUCGCCAUCGGGAUCGCUCUCGGGGUGGGGCUUCACGCGGGUGCCCAUUUGUCCUGCGAUUUCCCUAGAAUAUUGUCUGCCACCCACGACAAGUACGAGCUGGUGGCGCCUUACUUUGGGGAGAAGCAGCCAAGCAGUUACUGGUGGUUUGUGAAGGGAGUGGAAGGGGUGACGGGGAUCAUAAUGGUGGUGCUCAUGGCUAUAGCCUUCUCCCUGGCAACCCCAUGGUUGAGGAGGAACAAGCUCAAGAUUCCUAAGCCCCUCCGGAAGCUCACCGGCUUCAACGCCUUCUGGUACUCUCACCACCUCUUCGUCAUUGUCUACGCUCUCUUCAUCGUCCAUGGCAUCAAGCUCUACCUAACCAAGGAAUGGUACAAGAAAACGACAUGGAUGUACUUGGCGGUUCCAGUAACAAUGUAUGGCUGUGAGAGGUUGAUAAGGGCAUUGAGAUCAAGCGUGAAAGACGUUAAAAUACUGAAGGUGGCGGUGUAUCCUGGGAACGUGUUGGCGCUGCAUAUGACAAAACCCCAGGGCUUCAAAUACAAGAGUGGACAAUACAUGUUCGUUAAUUGUGCUGCCGUUUCUGCCUUCGAGUGGCACCCAUUCUCCAUCACGUCGGCACCUGGAGACGACUACCUGAGCGUUCACAUAAGAACUCUAGGCGAUUGGACACGACAACUCAAAACCGUUUUCUCCCAGGUAUGCCAGCCUCCAACUGGUGGGAAAAGUGGACUCCUCAGAGCCGAUUACAAUAUCAACACGCAAGAAGGAGGAAACGUUCCAAAUUUCCCCAGAGUGUUGAUAGACGGACCAUACGGAGCACCAGCGCAAGAUUACAAGAAAUAUGAUGUGGUGCUGCUGGUGGGAUUAGGGAUCGGAGCCACCCCAAUGAUCAGCAUCGUCAAAGAUAUCGUCAACAACAUCAAGUCCAUGGAUUUACUAGAACAAGACCAACAACAAGGGGAUGAUGAUAAGGCACUUGCUGAAACAAUUUCUUCGACACCACCACCAACCCAAUCUUCUUCUUCUUCUUCACAUAAUAAUAGUAAUAAUAGUAAGAAGAAAGGGUUCAAGACGAGGAGGGCAUACUUCUACUGGGUGACAAGGGAGCAAGGGUCUUUCGACUGGUUCAAAGGGGUGAUGAACGAGGUGGCCGAGUUCGACCAGAAAGAGGGUGUGAUAGAGCUCCACAACUACUGCACCAGCGUCUACGAGGAAGGAGAUGCCAGGUCCGCACUCAUCGCCAUGCUUCAGUCCCUCAACCAUGCCAAGCAUGGUGUCGACGUCGUCUCCGGCACCCGUGUCAAGUCACAUUUCGCCAAGCCCAACUGGCGUAGCGUCUACAAGCGCAUCGCCCUCAAUCACUCUCACACCCGUGUUGGAGUGUUCUACUGUGGAGCCCCAGCACUAACGAAGGAGCUGCGCCAGCUUGCAUUGGAUUUCUCUCACAAAACCUCCACCAAAUUCGACUUUCAUAAAGAGAACUUCUGAAAUCAUCAACCCAUCCACUAGACAACCAUAGUAUUAGGAGAAGAACAAGACCAAGACUUUUUGUUCAGUCCUUCCUGUCCAUUUGUACAGCUAACCACAAUUAGCAACACCGAUUUCUUUGAAUUUCGUCUUGCUACUUGGUCACUUACUUUAUCAUCAUCUGCCUGACCCAGAGCCACAUCUACCCCCUCUAUUAGUCUCCCCUACCCCAAUUUCGUCUUGUACAAGAGGGAAUGGCAUGAGAAUUGAAGAAAAGACUGACGGGUUAAUUCUUAAUAUAUAGUGUUUGUCUUGGGGGUGGCUUCACUAUUGAGGGGUCACAGCUGUUUCCAAGGAUCCUGAUCAGACAAGAUGACCGACAACUUGAUUGUGUUUAUUUAAAAGGGAGGAAAAACGAAACCUCUUUCUAGGCGCAACAUAUAGGCUACUUUUUUUUGUUUUUUUGGGUGCUAAAGUGGUUACCUAAUGUAUGCAGUCGUAUUAUAUUGAAUUUUAUCUAACUCUUUCAAUC